AUGAUCCCCACUCCUGACAACGAAGAGGUAGAAGGGCAUUCUUAUAAAGACUAUAUCCAUAGUCUUAGGUUAGUGAGUUUGGUUUCGGUGAUGUGUGAUGCACCUUCGGCCAGGGUGAUAGAUUUAAAUAUACACGGCAAGACAUUAUUGCGCACCGUUGGUAAUUGUUACUUAAUAAACAUGACAAAAGCAGGUUCCAAGCACGUACAGUUUCUGGCCGCCGCGACAGCUGGUUUAUCUGCAUUCGCGGUUGGUUCCACGGGAGGAUGGACGAGUCCGGUCGUUGCUAACUUGGAGAAGGGUGAUGGUUAUGGACCUUUCGGGUCGCCGAUCACCAGCGAGCAGAGUUCUUGGAUAGGAUCUCUAUUGGCCAUCGGUGCUAUUCCUGGCAGUUUCAUAGCAGGAUAUCUCGGAGAAAAAUUUGGCCGUAAAAGAACCUUGCUAUUUUGUGCAGUGCCGUUUUUAAUUGGGUGGAUACUUGUCGGCACUGCAAGUAACAUUAUUCAGCUUUAUGUCGCACGAUUUAUAUUUGGAAUGGCUCAAAGUAUCUCAUUUACAAUACUUCCGAUGUAUUGUGGUGAAAUUGCUGAGACUUCUAUCAGAGGAAUGUUAGGUUCUUUUCUUCAGCUUUAUAUCACAAUUGGUAUGUUAUAUUCUUAUGCUAUUGGACCGUAUGUUAGCUACACGGUCUUUUGGAUUCUCUGCGGCAUUGUGCCGAUAGUUUUCUUCAUCUGCUUCAUGACAAUGCCAGAGUCUCCAUACUUUCUUCUCAGCAAGGGUCACAGAGACGAGGCGAUUGCAUCUCUAGUAAAGCUUCGAAGCAAAUCUGAAGCGGCUGUCCAGAAAGAACUCGACGAAAUACAAAUGACACUCGACGAGGCUUAUAAGAAUCAAGUUAGCAUCUCAAUUCUGUUCAAAGUAAAGGCGAACUUAAAGGCGCUGACCUACGCAUGUGCUUUAAUUUUCUUUCAGCAGUUGAGUGGUAUUGCCCUAGUACUAAUGUAUAUGCACAGUAUCUUUUUAGCUGCUGGAGGUAAUGUUCCUAGUGAACAAGCGUCGAUUAUCAUCGCAAUUGUGCAUGUAUUAGCAUCAGCGGUAACAUCUGUAAUUGUUGACUGGUCAGGUAGAAGAAUACUUCUCAUUUUCUCCGGCAUCGGCGAGACAAUCAGUUUAUGUGCUCUGGGUUUAUACUUCUACUUGAAAGACGCACAGCAUGCAGAUGACACAAUAGAGCAGAUAUCCUGGUUGCCGGUAGUCGCGCUCGUCAUCUUCAUCGCCACGUACUGUUUAGGCUGGGGCCCGGUUGUAUGGGCAAUGAUGGGCGAAUUGUUCGCUUCGAACGUCAAGACUAAGGCUUCUGCUAUAACAGUUUCCUUCUGUUGGUUCCUGGGCUUCCUUAUCACCAAGUUUUCUACCAACAUUGACGAAGCGUUCGGCAAAUACGUGAUGUUUUGGACGUGCGGAGUAUUUUGUUUUCUCAGUAUCUUUUUCACGAUAUUCAUCCUGCCCGAAACAAAAGGCAAGACUCUUCAGCAAAUUCAGGACGAACUUAGUGGAGUGACUUUGACUACAGAUGUCGAGAACAGGCCCUGUAUAAAACGUCAGAUUGAAAAGUAUUAAAAAAUUUGACAUUCUGUCAAAAAGCAGAAUUCAGAAGAAUUCAGAAGUUAUUCAAAAGAUAAUAUUCAAUUAAAUAUCUUCUGAAUAUCGUCUGAAUUCUUUGCAUUCAAUCGCAAUAAGAAACAUUCAAAUAAAUACAAACCUUCGCAUUAAAAAAGAUUCACUCUUUCUGCUAAUUGUUAUCGGAUUCAGAGGCAUACAAAAUUUCAUGGUUCUAUUUUCAAUAUCGUACUGAAAAGUAUUGGCCACGAUCCAAUCCGAGAUUUUUGCAAAGCAGAAUACACGAUAAAAUCUUGUGAAUGCGAAACACUAUUUUUGAAUAAGACAUUUUAUGCAGAGAAACGAAGAAGUGGAGGAGUACAUGAAAAAGAAGUGUUUACUUAGAAUUUUACUGCAUGCAGGAAUAACUUUUUCUACAUAAACUAUAAAUAUUUAAUUGUCUUUCAAAUAUUCUUACAUAAAACCUAACAUGGCAUAAUUGCAAUUGUUUGUUUAUAUAUAAUAAACGUCAUGCACAUUCAUAAAUUCGCUCGGAUUUAUAAUACUAUUUUGACACAAAAAAAUUAAUUUUGCAAUGUAUUCCUCGUUCACGGAUGAAAAACUAGUCAUUUUAUAUAUUUGCAUAAAAAAAUAAUUAAUGACGACGCUAAAGAUACCAAUGUCUAAAAAAAAUUUUAUAUUGACAAUUGAUGAAAUUGGAAAUUGUUAAUAUUAUUAAUAAAUGCGUUAAAGAUGUCAAAAAGGUGCAAAAAAGAAGUACAAGACAAUAUUAUUAUUUUUAAUAUUAGACAAUAUUGUUAAUUAAAUAUUGACAGUAAAGGCGUCGUUGGUAUAUUUAAUUAUUUAUAAAACAUAAUUAUUAUAUUAUUUUAUAUAAUUUUAUUUUUAUAUAACAUAAACCAUUAUAUGAUAAUUAAACAAAAGUGGUUUAGAAAUAAAAUUCGAACACUGUGCUAUUAGUUGUGAUUCAGGUUAAUUUUCUAAAUUAUAUUAUUUAUUAGUAAUAUUGUAUAUAUUAUUUUUUAAAUAUUAUUUGUGUUUCUUAUUUUUAUAUUAUUAUAUUUUAAUUAAGUAGUAAGUACUACAUUUAAAUGUGAUAUACAUUUUGUUUUAUUAAUACAAUAACUUAUAAAAAAAUAUAACAAAUAUUUUAAUUUAAUAUUACUUAAAUAUAUUAUUAAAAAUUGAAACAAAAUAUUUUAUAAAAAAUAAUUCCACAUCUAUUUUUGUAAUAUUGCUGCAAAAUUUAUUUUAGUAAACAAAAUUAUAAAAUUGUAAUUAUAUGAAAGUGAUUCUAUUGGUAAAUACACGUUGCAGAUUGCAUGUUAAUCAACAAAUAAGAUUUUAAUAAAUAAUUUAUAAUUUACAUAGUCAUAUUAGAAAAAUAGAAGGAAAGGAAAUUUAUCAUUGAUUGUUUGUCAUAAAAUUGCAACUUAUUAAUUAAUUUUCUUUCCUUCCAUUUUUCCAAAUCAAUUUCACUGACAAUUAUUUUUUAUGGGUGUUAAUAUACUCUGUAAAAUAUCAAUAAAGAAUAAAAAUUAA
Monomorium pharaonis (pharaoh ant) is the source of this 3162-nucleotide messenger RNA. Its product is annotated as facilitated trehalose transporter Tret1-2 homolog. Gene Ontology annotation, molecular function: sugar transmembrane transporter activity. Gene Ontology annotation, cellular component: membrane. Gene Ontology annotation, biological process: carbohydrate transport; transmembrane transport. The record is from RefSeq and is a predicted model, not a curated record. Lineage: Eukaryota; Metazoa; Arthropoda; Insecta; Hymenoptera; Formicidae.